UAGCGUAGGUUUUAUUCGGUGAAGAGCUAGAUUAUCUUAAUCAGUAUAAGGCAUAUAUAUAUAUAUUUAUAGCAUCUUUAAGUGUAAUUUAACCUGUGACUAGAUAGUGGCAUUGGUGAAAGGGGAAACACCCCCUCCACCAGGACCACUGCACCAUUGCUCCAAUUAAUAUCAGAGCACCACACAACUGCUUUCCGAACGUGUCAAAAAAUGUUUCAUCACAGGGCUCUGGCAGCUCCUUACAUUAAAAACAGGCUCCAAUGCUAUUAGGGCCCUCAUUCAUUAUUAUGCCCUAAUUUGCUCUGGCAGCGGAACACUUGUAUUCAAGUCAAUCCAACUUCCUUGUUACAGCCUGCUGGAAUUUUCUGUCUCCAUCUCCAACAACGCCUGAUUUCAUCUCAGCCAAUCAGAGAGGGCGACUAGGUCAAUUAGUGACUCAUCCAAGCAGAGAGAGGAAAGUGAAAUUUAACUGCUGGCUGGAGAAUUAUGGAUGCAAACACCCUCCUAAAAAGUCUGAGCAAGGAAGCUUCGUGUGGUAUUUGCCUUGACUAUUUCAAGGACCCUGUGUCUGUACAUUGUGGGCACAAUUUCUGUGAGCCCUGUAUCACUCAGUGCUGGGAGGGACAGGAGAGCAACGUUUCCUGCCCCCAGUGUGGAGAAAGCAGCCAGCAAAAGAGCUUCAAAGAGAACCAGCAUCUGGCAAGAAUUGUAGAAAUAGUCAAAUCUCUGGAUCUCGAAGCAGCCAAAGUGCUAGAAGAUGGGAGAGUGUGUGAGAAGCACUUAGAACUCCUGAAAGUCUUCUGUAAAGACGAUAAGACCCCCAUCUGCUUGGUGUGCGAUAUUUCCAAGGAGCAUCGGCAUCACACUGUGAUUCCUAUAGAAGAAGCUGUUCAGGAUUACAAGGAACAAUUUCAGAUGCAACUGAAGAUGUGGAAGCAAAAGAGAGAACAAUUCCAGGCCCUGAAACUGGCUGAAGAGAAAAGAAGUUCAAAAUGUCUUCAAAGGUUAGACAGUGAAGGGAAGAAGAUUGUCUCUGAAUUUGAACAGCUCCAUCAGUUUUUAGAGGAUCAAGAAGAACUUCUGCUGGCCAGUCUGGAACAGCUGGAGAAGGAGGUAAUGAAGGAGGAGAAGACCAUCACUUCCAGACUCUCAGCAGACAUUUCCAAUCUUAGUGACCUCCUCUUUGAGAUAGAAGAGAAAUGUAAGCAGCCCAUGAGCGUAUUUCUCCAGGAUCUCAAAAACACCUUAAGCAGAUGUGAACAACAGGUGACGCAGCAGCCAGUGGAGCACUGUCCUGAUCUGGAGAAGAGACUGAAGGCAUUUUCUGAGAAAAGGAUGCAUCUGGAAGAGAUCCUGAAGAAUUUCAAAGCUGCUGUAUCAAUUGAAUUGGAGAGCACACCUUUCUCAAAAGAGGAACUGAGAGUCCGGAAAGGCAGGACAAGAUUAUUUGAACUGCCUUAUGCUGAGGUGAAAAAAAGAGGCACAAGAGUGAAUGUGACACUGGAUCUGGACACCGCAAACCCCUUCCUCAUCCUCUCGGCGGAUAAGAAGAGUGUGAAGCUGGGAGAUGUAUGGCAGGACGUACCUGACAAUCCUGAGAGAUUCGACACUUACCCCUGUGUGCUGGGCUGCGAGGGACUCAUAUCAGGGAGACACUACUGGGAAGUUGAAGUGGGCCAUGGAGGGUACUGGGCUGUGGGCUUUGCAAAGGAAUCUGUUAAGAGGAAAGGAGAAAUCAUCCCUAGCCCUGAGGAGCAGAUCUGGGCUCUACAACAUCGUGGGGAUCACCUUGAGGCUCUUACCGAUCCUGUGACUGUACUGCCCGUGUGCAACUGCCCCAGGAGGAUUUGGAUAUUUCUAGACUAUGAAGAGGAUCGAGUGGGUUUUUUUGAUGCUGAUACGUCAGCUCUGAUCUACAUUUUCUUACCUGCUGUUUUCAGUCAGGAGAGAAUCUUCCCUUGGCUCUGGGUCUGGCCUGGAACUGAGCUGAGACUUUAGCAGUAAGAUUUGAUCCUGGUUUAUUGGGCAACUUGGAGUGAGGUUCAGUGACGCCCAUGCAAAAAUCACUUUUCUAGCCUUCAGUUGUAAUUUCUGUGGCACUGGGAGAAUGGUUUUACAGGCCACAUGCUGCUUGCAGGGCAGCAGCUAUCUCGUUGUGAAACAAAACUCACAUUUUCUUCAGCAAAACCCCAAUUUUUGUGCCAUAAGAUAUGCUAUUGAAUCAGAUUGAGCAAAUCAAUUGUAAACUAGACAAACUGUUUGUUAAUCUUGAGUAUGCACAUUGUGACAAUAUUUAGCUGUUUUAAAAACAACCAAAGUUGAGAGGAUCCAUAGGAUUUAAUAGUCAAGUAAAACACUGACUUAGCAGUGGCACAAACAAUCCUGCCACGGAGCAGUUCCCGCAACACCUUUCUUUAAAAAAACCCUUCACUUUGGAUGCGCUGCAGUCAGAGUGAAGUUCCUGACAGUUGCAUGAGUGUGCGCCCACACACACAUACCCAAGCUUUAAUUCUGCAGAGUGCUCUAUGGCCCCAGAAGAACUGUGAGAACUGAAGAGGGUAGGUGUGUCUGCUAUAAACAGUUGUUUUAAAAAACCAAACACAUCAUGGCAACUGUUGCUGCUGGCUGGUGAAGAGCAAGGUCCAGGCAGGCAAGCACUGGCAGUCAGAAAUACACUUUUCCUUUUUUCUAACUUUUAUUCAAAACACCUUAUAGAGGUUCUUGGACCCACCAGAGACAGUGGGCCCAACAAGUCCAAUAACAUACUUUGAAUAAAAGCUAGAAAAAGGGCAAGGAUGGGGAGAGUGAGACCCUUUUUCUUUCUUGGAAAAAAAGGGGGGGACCCGUUCUCUCCCUUCACUUCUCACCAGGGUUCAUUCCCUUACCUACAGCCCCAAAGAGGGAAGAGUGAGCGAUUAAGUGUGUGUGUGUGUGUGUUUGUGAUGCAUGUGUGUGUAGAAAUCAGUGUGGUGGUAUGAAGGGCCCUAGAGGAGAUGUUGCCUAGGGACCCCCAAGAACUUGGAAAUGAAGACGAUUAAAAGGGUGGGGGGAGAGAAAUAAAUGGAGACCCAUUGAAGUGCAUGUUUUCCAGGCCUUUGAUUUCAUUCAGAAUAAACUAUAGAAAUCAGUAUAA
Molecule: messenger RNA, 3133 nt
Organism: Rhineura floridana
Lineage: Eukaryota; Metazoa; Chordata; Lepidosauria; Squamata; Rhineuridae
Product: zinc finger protein RFP-like
Exons: 7
Coding region: 487-1998 (503 amino acids)
Molecular function (GO): protein binding; zinc ion binding
Source: RefSeq, a predicted model, not a curated record